UGUACGACUGACAAAUGCUUCGUAAACAUGGAAAUAAAAUCUCGGGCGCUGGGCUACUGGUAUGUUGACAUGCAGUACAACUGAAUACGUUGACCCAAUCUCACACAUGGACAAUCCUUAUUGAAAUUCGGAGACCCGUGAAGUUUUUAAAAGUUGGGUUCAAAUAAAAGUCAGCGGCAGAGAACAGGAGCCGUUUCUGGAAUAUAGGCUGAACCCAACAUCAUGUCAGACGACACAGAAAAGAAAUCCAAAUAUGGCUGCCUAAGCAUUCGACCAGGCUGCCUUCAGUUCGUUAACACGAUUAGAUGGCACGUACUAUUUCAUUGUAUCUUCUCGUUCUGUGAGGGGUUCAUCGUCAAUGGUGUCAUCAACAUAAUCAUCGUCACGUUAGAGAAAAGAUAUGAAUUGUCCAGUAAGGAGUCGGGCAUGAUCGCCUCGGCCAAUGAUUUCGGAGCUGCAGCUCUACUUAUGAUUGUGGGGUAUUUGGGGACUUAUGCCAAUAAGCCUCGUCUAAUGGGAGCUGGGAUGUUUUUGAUGUCUAUAGGAUGUUUGGUGUUUGCUCUACCGCAGUUCAUCGGAGAAAAAUACACUUACACCAUAUCAAGUGCAGGGGAAAACUCUACCGAUAACGUCUGCGUUGCGACCAAUUCAAGCACUGCAACUUGUUCAAUUCAAAGUUCGAAGCAAAAUUACAAAGGCUACUACUCCAUGUUGUUGUUGGGUAAUGCACUCAUCGGUAUCGGAGCAGUUCCAUCGUUUACGCUGGGAAUAACGUACAUCGAAGAGAACAGUAAAACCAGGAACUCUCCCUUCUACUUUGGUUGUACGUUUUGUUGCGCGGCGCUUGGUGUUGCUGUAGGCUACAUUGUAGGGGCACAAUCUUUGUCCAUAUUUGUAGACGUGGAUAAAGUGGACAUAAGCAGUCUUUCUCUGAGUCCACUGAGCCCACAAUGGGUAGGAGCCUGGUGGAUCUGUAUUUUGGCGGGAAUGGGAGGGUUUAUAUUGGUUUUGUUUCCUAUAAUCGGAUAUCCCAGAAGACUUCCAGGUUACGAUGAACUGCAGAAAGAAAAAGUUUCAGAAGCUCAAACCAAUUCUGAGAAGGUCUACAAAGAAAAAGAGGAAUUUGGCAAGAGUAUAAAACAUCUUCCAAAAUCUCUCUUACUACUAGCGAAGAAUCCAGCCUUCGUUUUCAUCAUCCUUGGGGGAACUGUUGAAAUCUUUAUCAUCGGCGGGUUAGCAACAUUUGGCGCGAAAUUGUUCCAAGAAUUUUUUAAUGUAGAUAUAUUGGAAGCCGGAAAUCUCAUGGGUUUCAUCACUGUACCUGGAUCUGCGGGUGGUAUGCUCUUUGGAGGUUAUGUUGUGAAAAAGUUCAACUUGAAAUGCCGAGGAAUAAUUCGCUUCAGCUGCGCAUGCUUGUUUUUCUGCAUGUUACUUGGCCCCUCAUUCCUGGCUACUUGUCCAAGCCGCCCUAUAGCUGGCGUGUCAAGGACAUAUCCAUCAACUGGGGAUUCGUCUUUUAUUUCCUCGUGUAACUCCGACUGUGGAUGUUCUACAAAAGGAUACGAGCCAAUCUGCGAUGAAAACCAAAUUGUGUAUUUUUCUCCAUGCCAUGCUGGAUGCAAAAGUAUCACCACUUUAAAUGAAACCAAGAUAUAUCAAGACUGUUCCUGUAUAAACAGCAGUGCCCCGUCCAUGGUUUUGAGAAGUGGGACGUGUUCGGGAAGAUGUACUUGGUUUUAUGUGUUUUGUGUUCUCUUGUUUUUGAUGAUGUUUUUGACAUUUUCUACAACCUCACCAACACUGACAGCAAUGUUCAGAUGUAUUCCACAACAGCAGCGUUCCCUUGGACUUGGAAUACAGUUGACUUUUGGUCGACUUCUAGGAACGCUACCUGGACCAAUAUUCCUGGGAGCCAUUUUAGACAGCACUUGUUCGGUGUGGCAGGAUAAUUGUGGGGUACGUGGAUCCUGCUGGAUUUACGAUAAAUGGCCGCUAGGUCUUCGUCUUAUGCUGUGGUGGAUGGGAACAAAAUUCACUGGAGUUGUUCUUCUUUUCAUUGCAUCUCUUGUGUACAAACCAGAGGUGGCAGAAGAUUCUACAAAUGCAGUGGAAGUGAAGAAUAAUAACGCAGAGAAAGCAGGGACAGACAAUCCCGUCUUCAAUAUUUUUGACGAGAAGAAGUGUAAUACUAGGUUAUGAGAGAGAGAGAGUGUGUGUGUGUGUGUGAGAGAGAGAGA
Messenger RNA from Saccostrea cuccullata (small rock oyster), 2237 nucleotides. RefSeq names its product solute carrier organic anion transporter family member 4A1-like. The coding region runs from base 223 to 2199 and encodes 658 amino acids. Gene Ontology annotation, molecular function: protein binding. NCBI's taxonomy places the organism in Eukaryota, Metazoa, Mollusca, Bivalvia, Ostreida, Ostreidae. Gene Ontology annotation, biological process: sodium-independent organic anion transport; transmembrane transport. Gene Ontology annotation, cellular component: plasma membrane. The record is from RefSeq and is a predicted model, not a curated record. The transcript is spliced from 13 exons.